AUGUCAGGUUAUGGUCCAAACUACGGUAGUGAAUAUGGAACGCCUAAAAAAGAAAUGCAAAGUCAAGGAGGUGGUUGGGUCUCACCUUCUGAAGGUUCCUCUUAUUUCAGUUCCGAUUCUCCUAAACAUCAGUCAAGUUCGGGGAGGGAAACUCGGCAAACAUUACGACCAGUGUCUAUUAAGCAAAUAUUGUCUAUAGAACCUAAAGAGCCACUUCAGCUUGAUGGACAUGACAUUUCUAGUGUUACUUUUGUAGCAACUAUUAGGUCUGUAAAUGAGCAAGCAAACUAUAUUAAUUAUAUAAUGGAAGAUGGCACCGGAUCAAUUGACGUUAAAUCAUUUUUCAAUGAUGAUCUGAAAGAUGAAAAAAAAUUCGAACACAAAGCGAAUACUUAUGUUCGAGUGCUUGGAAUAGUCAAAUUGGUUCAAAAAAUUGUUGUAAACCCUUACUCCAUACGUCUAGUUACUGAUCAUAAUGAAAUCAGCUAUCAUUUCCUAGAAGUAAUUCAUGUCCAUUUAUCUCUUACCAAAACCCCAAAGAAUUCGACAGCAUUACAAUACGGAAAUAACGCAUUCACUUCCAGUAAUAGUCACAACGAUCAGUCUUUUGGCGGUAACAGAUUCAAUAACGCUAGGAAUGAACCGGAUGAACAAUAUCCUACCACCUUCACGGAAAUUCAUAAAGCUAUAAUGCGAUAUGUGAACAAAUUUCAAGAAGGAAACAGUGAUGAGAUUGCAGUUCAAGAUAUUCUAAAUGAGUUUAACAUGUAUGGUCGGAGCACUGUGAGGGACGCGAUUGAUUGGUUAAAGACCGAAGGUCAUCUUUUUACUACGACUGACGAGGAACACGUCAAAUCUACAUCUGAAAUUUGCUAA
Molecule: messenger RNA, 876 nt
Organism: Ambispora gerdemannii
Lineage: Eukaryota; Fungi; Glomeromycota; Glomeromycetes; Archaeosporales; Ambisporaceae
Source: the annotation of a GenBank genome assembly